This is a messenger RNA of Phytophthora infestans T30-4, 141 nucleotides long. RefSeq lists its product as uncharacterized. Bases 1 to 141 code for a protein of 46 amino acids. NCBI's taxonomy places the organism in Eukaryota, Oomycota, Peronosporomycetes, Peronosporales, Peronosporaceae. The record is from RefSeq and is a predicted model, not a curated record. The transcript has 2 exons.
AUGGCUCCGCUGUGCGACUACUACAGUACCGGGCAGGUGUUUAUUGAGCCAGCGCCGCUGGCACUGCCGAUCGCCGCGGCAAUUCUGGACUUUCAUCAGUGGCGAGGCGCGUGCUCUCCGAAUUUAGUAGCGACGCUAUGA